CUUGGGUGGGCUCCCUCUCAAUGGGGAUGAUCUUCUUCUGCUCUCCCAUCGUCAGCGUCUUCACUGACAUCUUCGGCUGCAGAAUCACGGCGGUGGGCGGUGCAGCUGUCGGCCUAGUCGGCCUGCUCGCCAGCUCCUUUGUUAAAUCUCUUGGGGUCAUGUACUUCACCUACGGCAUCGUGUUUGCCUGCGGCUGCUCGUUUGCCUACCAGCCCAGUCUGGUCAUCCUGGGUCACUACUUUAAAAAGCGCCUGGGUCUGGUGAACGGCAUAGUGACGGCCGGCAGCAGCAUCUUCACCAUCACCCUGCCCUUCCUCCUGUCCAGCCUGCUUGACAAGGUGGGCCUGCAGAACACCAUGCGCAUCCUCUGCAUCUUCAUGUUUGUGUUGAUGCUGGCUGGCUUCACCUAUAGACCUCUGCUGCCCACCAAACCCUCCAGUUCACAAUCAGGAAAGUUGCGCAUGAGCAAGAUCUUCAACAGGAACAUCUGGAAGUCUGUGGGAUAUCGCAUCUGGGCAUUUGGUAUACCAGCAGCCCUCUAUGGAUACUUUGUACCGUAUGUUCACCUGGUUUCCUGAGGGACAAACUGGGGAGCUACGACAUGGCCUUCUACCUGGCGGGGAUCCCUCCCAUCAUCGGAGGCAUCCUGCUGUGUCUGAUCCCCUGGGUGGAGGCCCGCCACAGGAGGAAGGACAAGGAGGCCCAGAGCAAGGAGCAGGGUGCGGAUCAGAAGAUGAUAGAACACCAGAAGCCUCAGGAGGACGUCAAAAACAAAGAUGGAGACUCUGUCCUCUAAAGCUGCCCAUCGAACUGAGAGACACUCAUCGGGUCAGGCUGACCGCCAGUAUUAUUCUGUUCUUAGCCAAAAAUAUAAACUGGUAACGCCAGCCUUCACUUCAAACCAAAAACAACAUAUCAACGCCAAAUGUCUUAGAGUGCAAGAUGAACGAGCUCCUAAAGAGGCUGAGCUCCCAGCAGGCUGACACCUGCACGUUUUUAUCACCUUAUACUCGUUAAAAAGCUGCUAAUUAGGUCUUUAGUCAAAACCCCACAGGAUCCCCUGGAGUCCCUGCAGCUGGUAGAACCCUGCAGUUCUCUCACCAAUGAUGUAGCUUCAGAUGUGCUGAAAACACCAACCUUUUAAAUUUCAGUUUGUUGUUCUGUCAUGAAUGAGACGAGGUUUGACCCGUUCAGUCUGACAGCAGCAGAUCUGUGGCCCGUCGGUUCUACAGGGACUUUUACUUCUUAUCACUUAUCAUUUCAGAGAAGAACAAGCUUUGUGUUAAUCUUUGAUGGUGGGAUUAUUGAGCCAGAGUUGCUGACUCAGCCUCUCAGGUGACGGCGCUGUCUCUGAUCCAGGUAAUCUGAUCCUCUCUGGACCUUAGACCGGUCCGGCACACAUGGAUUUAUGACCCAGAACAAGAGAUGAGCGUCGAAUCAUUCGUCCCUCCAUUUCCUUUAAUGUGGAUUAAAGGUUAGCUUUACACAAAUUAAGAAAAAUGACAGCAAUUAAUUAUUUAUUAGAAUGAAAACUAAACAACAAUCUAGAAGAUUUGUAAUAAUCUGGUGUUAUGACCCAUUCUGUGCCUGAAACCAGCUUAGUGUUUGACUUUCAUGUGUUUAAAGUUUAACAGGAAUAAAAAAAUACAUUUCAACUUUAAA
Austrofundulus limnaeus is the source of this 1662-nucleotide messenger RNA. It is a transcript of the gene slc16a10, whose product is annotated as solute carrier family 16 member 10. Gene Ontology annotation, molecular function: transmembrane transporter activity. NCBI's taxonomy places the organism in Eukaryota, Metazoa, Chordata, Actinopteri, Cyprinodontiformes, Rivulidae. The record is from RefSeq and is a predicted model, not a curated record. Gene Ontology annotation, cellular component: basolateral plasma membrane. Gene Ontology annotation, biological process: transmembrane transport.